Cladophialophora immunda is the source of this 2874-nucleotide messenger RNA. RefSeq lists its product as uncharacterized. The transcript has 2 exons. Bases 1 to 2874 code for a protein of 957 amino acids. The record is from RefSeq and is a predicted model, not a curated record. Gene Ontology annotation, molecular function: protein binding. NCBI's taxonomy places the organism in Eukaryota, Fungi, Ascomycota, Eurotiomycetes, Chaetothyriales, Herpotrichiellaceae.
AUGGCUUCCGCCUUGGAUCUCACUUCAGAAGGAUCUCCGACUGGCGCGGUGGUGAGGUCAUGCUUCGAGGAGUUCAAACAAUGCAUCCAACAGCUGGAGGGCAAAGACAAGAUCCAUGUCCAGACCAGAUUUGCUGAUCUGCGGCUCUGGGCUGACAGCGUUGGGGCUACCGCGCAAGCGAAGGCUUCUCUGGAUUGGAGAUUCCAGCACCGACCCAAUGACCUUUAUUUCAUCCGGGGACAUCUUUCAAUGCUGGAAGGCUUUCUGAAGGAAUGCUUUGCCGCGGCAAACGACAAAUCUGAUAUCUGCGAUAUAAUUGCCAAUAUCGACUCGACUGUGGACAGCCUGGCCUUCAUAGGAGUUCAGAUUCGGCGAAGUGGCCGCAAAUCUCGACUUCGAAGAGCGGAUGAUUCCUUUGAUCAGAAUCGGGACGAGUAUCGCAAGCUCAGAGCGCAUCUCGCCUGCAUCGUCGCGUCGAAGCCAACCAAGGAGGGCAGACCGAAAGACGAAGGGAAAGAGAUCCACAGUAUUGACUACUUUGCCAAUCUGAAACUCCCACAAAUCCAGGAACGCCUCGUCGAGGCCAACCUAAGACGGCGACAUAGGUUCAUAGAAGCCCAGAGACAUUCUCACGGGCUGAAGGAUCCUUCCACGAAGCCUUCUCAUACCAUAUCCCAACAACAGUUUAUCGCCAUGGCAGCAAUCCACACAAAUCAGGAAGUUAGCCCGAUGCAGGGCAAGAGGGAAGCUACUACAAUGCGACAGAAACAAGCACAUCCGACUGGUCCGAGGACAGACGUUCCCACGAUGCCCGCGACAUCGGCUUCAGGCAUAGAUUCGACAUGGGGAGGACUUCGGAAUAAACGUCAGCCCGGAUCAACAGUCACUCGAAUCACGGCCAUUACGGCUGCUGCAAGAUAUCCCAGGGCGCAAACUUUAUCGAAUCCGGACCAGCAGUUGGUCAAAUGCCCCUGUUGCUGUCAAGCCAUCCCGGCCACUGAACUGGAAGACAGUCAAUGGAGAAAACAUGUGGCGAACGAUCUAUGCCCGUACACCUGCGUCCUCGAGGACUGUCCAACGCCGUACAAUCUCUUUGUAACGCAGAAGGAAUGGAACGACCAUGUCAUGAACGACCAUCCCCCUCAAUGGCAAUGCCCUUGCUGCGAAGGCGACCCUCCUAUGUUCAAGUCGCUCUCUAGCAUCAUAAGUCAUAUGGUGUCCAAACACCCGAAUGUUAAUUCUAACAAUCUUGAGGACUUGUUAUCAAGUUCAGAAAUCAGUGUGAUGGGAAUUACAAAAUGCCCCUUAUGUGAUUCUGAGGGGCCUCAGGACUCGCCAGAUCUCGUCGAACAUGUUCUGCAUCAUGUACAUGAGUUUUCUCUCCGUUCCCUUCCUUGGCCCAUGGAUCCAACUAUCAGCCUAGAGAAACCCGUUGGGAUAUUCGAUAUGAGUCAUGCAGAGAAAAUCAUCAGAGAUGAUACAGGCAAUGAACAUAUUUUCCACAUUGCUGAAUGGGCUGAAACUGUGGUUCCAAUCUUCGACCUGAGCCGCGGGGUCAAAAUCUUCAAUGAUCCUGAAGGCAACGAGCUCGAUAUGGACAUUGCUGGGUGGCCCGAAAACACUACACUGGAGGGCGAACUAUCGUUGCAACUCUGCGAUAUCGACCAGAAUCCACCAAAGACCAGCGAAGAAGAGUCGACGCUAGACACCCCUUCCAACAAGGAUUAUUUCUCUCAAAAUGAGUAUUUCGCGGAUGAAUCUAGCGAUGGCCGGUUUCCUUCUCAAACCUCUCGCUCGUCCCAGCAGACGCAAAUUAUUGACUUCUUCGGUGAAAGCUUCCUUGAAGAUCAAUAUGCGGAUGACUCUUCCGAACAAGACCGCGACGUCAAUGAAGCCUCUAGACCUCAGCAUAUGACGAUUCGGUAUAAGAGGACGAGUGAGAUCAAGGAUCUUCAAGACGACAUUAAAUUGGCGAGACGGAAAGUCGAGUCGAUACCGGAAGACCACCCUAAUUGGGCCGGAUGGUUAAACACUCUCGGGAUUCGACUCAGCGAUAGAUAUUCAAGAACGGGAUCAUUGGCAGACCUCGAAGAAGCCAUUCAAAUUAUGAAGACAGCAGUCAAAGCGACACCAGCAGACCACGCAGACAAGGCGGAACGGUUGAAUAACCUCGGAAUCCAAUUCGGCAAGAGAUAUACCAAAACUGGAGAGAUGGCAGACCUCGAAUACGCCAUUCAAAUCAUGCAAAAUGCCGUCGAAAUGACACCAGCAGACCACUCAAAUAGAGCAGCCGUUUUGAGCAACCUAGGGAAUUCCUUCCGUCAUAUGUUCGAGUUGACUAGGGGUCUCAACGACAUAAACGAAGCCAUCGGUUUCGGCGAGGAAGCUAUAGCUGUUACUCCUCACGACCAUCCAGACAGGGCAGCUAUUUUGAGUCACCUGGCAAAUUCCCUCUGUCACAAGUUCAAGCGGACUAGUGAUCUCCAGGACCUAAACGAAGCUAUUAGUAUAGGAAAGGAAGCUGUGGCUGCUACUCCUCACGACCAUCCGGACGGAGCGGCUAUUUUGACUAACCUAAGCAAUUCUUUCUACCAUAAGUUCGAGUGGACUCAUGAUCUCCAGGCCCUAAUCGACGCCAUCAGUAUAGCAAAGCAAGCUGUAUUUGCUACUCCGAACGACCAUCCAGACAGGGCAGCUAUUUUGAGUCACCUGGCAAAUUCCCUCUAUCACAAGUUCAAGCAGACUAGUGAUCUCCAGGACCUAAACGAAGCUAUUAGUAUAGGAAAGGAAGCUGUGGCUGCUACUCCUCACGACCAUCCGGAUAGAGAGGCCAUUUUAAGUAUGCUUGAAUUUGCAAAAUCCGGGUAUGAUUAA